This is a messenger RNA of Camelina sativa (false flax), 1059 nucleotides long. Lineage: Eukaryota; Viridiplantae; Streptophyta; Magnoliopsida; Brassicales; Brassicaceae. The record is from RefSeq and is a predicted model, not a curated record.
AUGGAAAAUGAAGUGUUUGAAGAUAGGGAGCAUGUGGAUAACCGGAUAGAUAACGAAGAGGAUAACGUUGUGGAUGGUAGACAUGAGUACGUUGAGCUUCCAUGCAGUGGGGAAACAAUUCAGCAAUGUCAGAAAGUAUUGGAAUGGAAAGAUGGGACGGGGAUUGAAAUAGGUCAAGAAUUUGUUUCUAAGGAGGCUGUGCAAGAUGUGGUUAAUAGAGCUGCGAAUAAGUAUUGUUUUGCGACCAAAACUGGUAAGUCAGAUCCUUCUCGGAUCACCUUACGAUGUCGACAAUUUUUAGAAGGUUGUCAAUGGUAUUUACGAGCUGGAAAAGGAAAGAACUCAGAUUGUUUCAAAGUAAAAGUUUACAGGAGGAUGCAUACAUGUGAUCGGUCUGAUCUGAGUACAACCGAUUGUAAAAAAACCGGCACUCCACGAUUAAUAGCAUCUGUUUUGCAUGAGGAUUAUCCAGCCCAGUUGGAUACUCCGGCUCCUAAAAACAUCAUGGGUAUUGCUCGUGGAAUACUUGGUAUGCAUUGUUCGUACUCUACGACAUGGAGAGGGAAAAAGCAACACGUUAGUGAUGUGCGUGGGAGUCCUGAGAAGAGUACACGGAUUUGCACUCUUAUUUGUACAUGCUUUAAAGUAAUGAGGAAAGUUAUAAUUAUGGAUGCAACCUUCUUUAAGUCUAUAUACGACGGAAUGUUGGUGUUUGCAACAGCUCAAGAUCCUAAUCAUCACAAUUAUAUCAUUGCUUUUGGGGUCAUUGAUAAGGAGAAAGAUACGAGUUGGUCUUGGUUUUUGAGGAAGCUAAAAACAGUUGUACCUGAUGAACCGGGUUUGGUUUUUAUGAGUGACAUAUAUCAAAGCAUCAUCAAGUAUGUUGCGCAGGUGUUCCCAAACGCGAAGCAUGGCUUUUGUAUUUGGCAUAUGUCUCAAAACGGGAGAGGGAGAGUAAAGAAUGAGAAGGACGAAGCGGCGACGAAAUUCCGUGAAUUAGCACAUGUUUAUACUGACCAUGAGUUCAGGACAGAGUAUGAGAAGUUUAAAAGAAGAUAA